AUGGGCAAACCAAAAGGCGACCGGGGCCCGCGAAGGGCUCGAUCCAGUCUCGGACAAGUUUCCUGCUUGACAAAGUCCGUAAGUCACUUGGAGGAUACACUUCAAAGCCUAGUGGAAGGAGGCAACACAUCAGCUCUGCCUUACUCUCCACCGGCGCAGAGCUAUGGCACAUUAUUCGACGGAGAUGAAUGGGACUCCUUUGGCACUGAACUAUCAUCCAGUAUCCAACCUGAGACAAAUCAAGACGCCCAUAAUUAUUCUCCACGGCCAGACAAUAUCCUUCCAUCUAUUAUAGCGCCAGCUCAUCAGGAAUCACCGCCAGGCUCAAUUAUCUCAAAGGAAAGCCACAUUCGCCAUAUCAUAGACCAAACUGCUCUCUGCACGAAUGCGGAGAAAAGGGAUACUUUGCUGCACCUAUAUUUUGAGCAUAUUCAACCCGCCUUCCCGAUGUUCCGAAAGGCUCUAUUUUACGACGAGCUAUCUGCAAAUAUGAUCCCACCAGCCCUAUUGUACUCGAUGUUUGCGGUUUCUUCCCGAUUUGCCGGCACCAGCUGCUACACUGAUUCAGGCUCUCCUACUCAGCCGCAGGAAUACUUCGAUGCUGCUUAUAAAGGAUUCCGUCAAGAAAUGGAUCGGAAUCGACCGGUGGAAUUGAACGACGUCAAAACCGCAUGUCUCCUCGCAUUAUACGACUACACAUCGGCGCCUAGCCGUCGGGCAUGGCUACUCGUUCGCGAUGCCAUGAGUCUCGCUUUGGCUGCUAGACUACACGAGAUCGAUAGCCUAGAUUCUUUACACGAAUUCUCUGAUGCUGAAAAGGAAGAGCGACGGUUCGUGUGGUGGACUAUUUGGAAGUUAGACUCCACAGUCAAUGUCUCAACGGUGACUCCUUUUGGGAUCGACUGUCGGAUGAUAGGAACUGCCUUGGUGUCAACUACCGUCCAGAACUUCACGGCCAAUGCCUUAGGGCCAAUAAUACCAGUGAUUCCAGAAAUGGACCCAGUCAAGUCUUGGAGUUCGAUCUUGGCGCCCAAUCUACAGGAUACUGGAGAUGGGUUCAACACUCAUUUAUAUGCGGUGUCUCUGCUACGAGCAGUCUCCGAAUGUCAACAGCGCCUCAAUGCAAAGCUGUGCCCUGAAGAGAUUGGCCGAGCAGAUACUCUGAAUCGCAUACUAUCUUCCCUCCACCUCAUUUUACCAGACUGUUUCUUCAGUCCAACUGUGCGCUAUGGCAUGCUUACUGUGGACUGA
This is a messenger RNA of Penicillium concentricum, 1251 nucleotides long. RefSeq names its product transcription factor domain-containing protein. The record is from RefSeq and is a predicted model, not a curated record. Lineage: Eukaryota; Fungi; Ascomycota; Eurotiomycetes; Eurotiales; Aspergillaceae. Bases 1 to 1251 code for a protein of 416 amino acids. The transcript is spliced from 4 exons. Gene Ontology annotation, cellular component: nucleus. Gene Ontology annotation, molecular function: zinc ion binding; DNA binding. Gene Ontology annotation, biological process: DNA-templated transcription.